Molecule: messenger RNA, 975 nt
Organism: Drosophila mojavensis
Lineage: Eukaryota; Metazoa; Arthropoda; Insecta; Diptera; Drosophilidae
Gene: Hsp26
Product: heat shock protein 26
Exons: 1
Coding region: 135-773 (212 amino acids)
Biological process (GO): response to heat; protein refolding
Molecular function (GO): protein folding chaperone
Source: RefSeq, a predicted model, not a curated record
CAUUGCUUCAGUUGAAAAAUAUCAAUCAUCAAGUGAAGAUAUUCACAGCGCUUAAAAAAAAAAGCAAACGUCUGAAACUACUUCAGUUUUUUAGAAAAGUGGUUUACGUGAAAGAAAAAGAAAUAAAAAGCAAAAUGUCGCUAUCUCAACUUAUUUCUUUGAUGAACGAGCUGCAGGAGCCUCGCACUCCCCUCUACGAUUACGGAUUGGGAAUUCAUCCAAUUCAGCUGCAACCUAAAACCACUCGUCAGCUGCUAUUGACUCCCUGGAGUUUCCCAGACUAUCCCGCGUCGACGGUGGGAGAGAUUUUGGCCGGCCGUCGCAGGCGUGACUUGGCCAAGUCCACAAAUGGAUCUGGAGAUGGCUGGCACUGGCCACUCUCGCAAGUGGGCAAGGACGGAUUCCAGGUGUGCAUGGAUGUCACUCAGUUCACUCCCAGCGAGCUGAGCGUCAAAGUAGUGGACAAUUGCGUUGUUGUCGAGGGCAAGCACGAGGAACGCGAAGACGACCAUGGCUACAUCUCACGCCAUUUCGUGCGCCGCUAUGCUCUACCCAAGGGCUACGACGGAGAUAAGGUCGUAUCGUCGCUAUCGUCUGAUGGCGUACUUACUGUGAGUGUACCAAAGCCACAGCCCAUCGAGGACAAGUCCAAGGAGCGUGUGAUUCAAAUUCAGCAAGUGGGUCCGGCUCACCUGAACGUCAAGCGCAACGAGGACGAGUCGAAGGAGAGCGAGAAGGACAAGAAGGAGAAGAAUGCCAGCAAUGGCAAAUAGAAUCUGGAAGCUAGAAGCUAGAACAGCCUCACAACCUGUGUCAUCAUUCCUCAUUCCUCACCAAAAACCUAAUGUAUUUAUUAGAUCAUAUAUGUUAAUGAACAGAAGACUAGUAAUUAUAAUCUAAAAUAACUAAAAAAAAAAACAUUGUUUUUCGGAAUAGUUCCGGAAGGCGAAAAAUAUAAAAACAUUUAAAAUUAAA